CUGCAUUUAUUUUUAGAGCUUUGAGCUUCCUGUCUCCCUGUGUUCUUUGUCAGUGGACUGAGCCGAGGUGGAGGGGAGCAGUUGGGAGGGGGCGUUCAGCAAGGGAGAGAGCGAGAACAGCAUUUUGAAACCCAGCUGAUCAGAGCUGUGAUGUGCUGCCACAGUCGGAGAGUGAACGUGACUGGGGGAAAAGAAAAGUGAAGAUAAUAGAAAGCAGCUGAAGUCUUGGUGAUUUUAAGACGGAGAACACAUAAAUAGAAGAGUGGAAGAGAAAUGUCUCCUCCCUUUCAUGGGAACCUGGGAACUCAUGUGAAGAGAGAGGCUCUGUGGAAAGAUGUGAGAGCAUUUGGCAGGGUGGAAAUUUGAGGAAGAAACACACAGAAAAGGAUCAGUCAGGCUCUGGAAACCAGUCCAGUGAGUCUUUGACUUAAAAAAGGGUUGGAAGAAAACCUGUGGAAAGAGAAGUGAUGUCUUGGCUGUCACCCGUGUCAUGGGCCAAAUGGACGUGGACGGCGGUGCGAGGGGGAGAGGAGGGAGAGGAGGAUGAAGAGGGGCAAGAGGCCAGCGAGGAGAGAGAGCAACGUGGAGAACGAGGAGAGGAAGAGGAGGAGGAGAGAUCUCAAAGCUGCAGCUCUGACUCAGAGGGUCAUUUUGGCACUCCUGAAGCAGCAACUCCUGUCCACGCACCCCUAACCAUCCCAAGAGAGCUGGAGAACAACAACACAGAUGCAGACAAAACAGAUGUGGAUCAGGAGGAGCACAUGAUAGUUACUGCUCCGGUUUGGGAUCAGGAUAUUUUUCUCAGCCACAACAUGGGUCAGGAUGAGCCUGCGGUCCCCAUGGGUGGCCCACUGGAAGAAAACAUCCAGACCCUGGAAAAAGAACAAACACAGAAUCUUGCAGAAGCCUUGGGCUCUGUGCCUGUCCCUGCUCCAUCCUCCGUGAAGGAAGGGCCUGAAGUGGCCAAAUGCACAGGGCCAUCCUCUGAGCCAUCCCAAGUCCCAGUCCCUGUCCUAGUGGAAGAUCCUGUCCCGGAUGUGGCUCCAGCUUCCGUUCCUGUUCCUGUUUCUGUUUCUGCUCCAACCCCAGAACCAGAUUCAGUUCAGAGCAUUGAUCCUGCAGCCAGACUAGCUCCAGAGCCCACUGAGCAGAAACCUCUUGUUAAACCAGAACCACAGUGCAAUGGCCUUGACCAGACAGAGCCUCCUACAAAGACUAAAACCAGCAGGUCUAAGCCUCCAUCCCUGAAGGUGAAGGCCUCUCCAAACGAGCUUGCACAAACAAACGAGGAGGAAGAACUUCCUCUUCCGAAGGCCACUUACAAAUUUGACCCUGACCAGCUGGAUGACAGCUUUAACCCCUUCACCUGCGGCGGAUCCAAAAUCCAAAACUCUCCCCCACCAUUCGGUUCAAGCUCUCUUCCCAGACUUGACCCACUCGGUAGCUCCUUGCCUGUGUGUGAAGCCAGCUCAGCAGCUCCAGCCGAAGCACAGAUAAUGGAAUCAUCGUCAAAGUCAACGUCUGUGAUGCUGGAGUUUGGUCUGGACGAGGGGACAGUCAGCAAGCCACCUCCGAGGAAAUUAGGUGGUAAAAAGACAAUCAGCAAACUUGCAGCUAAAAAGCAGAAGGCCAAAGGAUCAGGAGCUUCCUGCCAACCAGCACCAGAACCCACAGUAUCAGAAUCAGAUUCUCAACCAGCAUCAGAACCAGUUUUUCAACCUGUGUCAGAACCAGUUUCAGAUCCUUUUCCAGAAACUGCUUUGCCAAUUUCAGACUCUACUGCAGCUCUUAACCUUGACGAUAUUCCUAUUUCUAAAUCGGGAACAUAUAACUUUGAUCCCAGUCAGUGGGAUGACCCAAACUUCAAUCCGUUUGGUAGCAGUAGCACAGUGAGCAGCUCUCCAAUGCUCCCUAAGAGCUCCUACAGUUUCACUCCAGACAGUUUGGAUGAAUCCGUGGACCCUUUUAAAUCCUGCACGACUAUGAUUGCAGAGGACACAGCCAGUAGCGCCCCUCAGCCAGAGACAAAAGUGAAAGAUGGAGGCAAACAGAAAACAGGGCAACCAGCGGGAGAGAGGAAAGGGAGACAGAUUCCCAAGAAAAGCAAAGAGAGGACAAUCAUGAAUUCCUGUAAAGUUCAGAAAUAUGAUGAGAGCCAGUCCUUGGUUCUCGAUGUGUGCAAUCAGGAGGAGGAUGAGGUGGUGGCUCAGACCCCAGAGAUCACUAAGCGAGUUCAUCACGCCACUGAUGAGGAGAAGCUUGCCUCCACUGGCAUUAUGGGCCAGACAGCAGACAGCCAGGACGAGAGAGGAGAACCCAAAUGCAAUAAAGCACCUGCAAAAAAAAUGCCAAUCAAUGAUAUAUCUGUUAUGGAUGGUCCUGAGACGAAGAUUACAGAUCACCUGAAGGAGGAGGACACCUGCAGUCUGAAAGAUGAUAUAAGUGAGGUAUCCAUGAACCUGAUAACAAUGGUGACAGGCAGUGAGGGCCCAGCAACAGCAGCCCUCUCCCAGGCCAACAUACCUCAGAGUGAGAUGGACAAGGCCGCAGUGCUCACCCUGAUCAGAGAAGAGAUCAUCACUAAAGAGAUGGAGGUCAAUGAGUGGAAGAAGAAGUAUGAGGAGAGCAGGGCUGAGGUUUUGGAGAUGAGAAAAAUUGUUGCAGAGUAUGAGAAAACCGUUGCUCAAAUGAUUGAGGACGAGCAGCAGCAGAAGACCCUGUCCUGCAGUAAGUCCGUCAGACAGCUGACCAUAGAGAGGGAUCAGGCCUUGGCUGACCUCAACUCUGUGGAGCGCUCGUUCGCUGACCUCUUCAGGAGGUAUGAAAACAUGAAAGGAGUCCUGGAGGGCUUCAAGAAGAAUGAGGAGGUGCUAAAGAAGUGUGCGCAUGACUACCUGAUGCGUAUCAAGCAGGAGGAGCAGCGAUAUCAAACUCUCAAGGUGCAUGCCGAGGAGAAACUUGAUAAGGCUAAUGAAGACAUAGCCCAGGUACGUGCCAAGAGCAACUCAGAGAGUGUCGCACUAAACGCCAGCCUGAGGAAGGAGCAGAUGAAGGUGGAGUCACUUGAAAGAGCUGUCCUUCAAAAGAAUCAAGAGAUCGAGGAGCUCACUAAGAUCUGCGAUGAAUUGAUCGCCAAACUGGGGACAGACUAAGAGGCCUUUAAUCAACAUUUCACUGCAACAUUGAUGUAAAUACUGUACCUGAUCACACUUUAAGCACAUGUCAAGCGUCUCUUUCUCUCUGCUCAUAUGAUUUAGAAAAAUACAUUUAUAAUGCAAAACGGUUGCUCUUUUCAGAUUGAAAUAUGAAACCUGCACAAUAAUUGUUCAUAGUGGAAGUUUAAAAAGUGCAAAGCUAUCGCAAUGUGUAUUUUAAUUAUUCUGAAGGAGUAUUAUUGAUCUUUGGUUAAGGAUCUACAUCAAAUGCUUGUUUUAUGGUUCAAAGAUUCAUCAGAUUUUAACUGUUUAACACUCUUCCUUGUAAUGUAUGGACUUUUGUUCUAUUACAGAGAAUUUCCAUUGCCGUUUUAUACAGCAUGUUUAACACCAAACUAACAAUAAUGGAACUAAGGGAAAGACAGGACAGACAUAAAUAGUGAUUAAUGUCUGUCUACACUGUAAUUGCCUGUGUUGAAAAUACAGUUGUCAGAAAGGACAAAUCUCUCUAUUCAGUGCCUAAACUGAUCAUAGUGUAUUAGUUUCCUGGCUUAUGGAUAAUAGAUACAGAUAACAGUAUUAUUACUUAAAUACUUAUAUUAUUUCUUAAGUUGCUUUUGAGUUUUUUUGUCUGUGUUUGACAUGGAUAUAUAGUAGGGUGUAUAUUGUAUAUAUAUGGAAAUAUAUACAAUGUGUGAUAAAGUCCUCAUUUAUGCAGAGUUUGAGUUUUGACAUUGUGUUUAUUAUGCCUACCAUAAAUCUCUGGGAUUGUUAAAUAUGAAGGGCACUUAAGAGAAUCUUGAAUUCUGUUCUAUAUUAUCGUGUUCAUUUGGAGAUAGUUUUGCGGUGAUGGGUGGGAAUUAAAGUUUAGUUUGAAACUUAAGUAGUGAAAACUUUGCUCUUAUUAUACUGUCAAAUAAAACCAUGUGCCAUGUUUAAUUUUCUCACUCUGCGUUUAAAUGCCGAAAAGUAAGAAACGCAUUCUGACAUUGCCAUGUACAUAUUUUUGGAUUGUAUUCAUAUUUCAUGUAAGCCCAAAUGUUGCUGGUGUGCCUUUAUUUUGUGUUAUUUUGUAAAACAAAAAAAAGUUUUUUAGUUCCUUCAUGUCGCUGCUUCCAAAAUUGGUUGCCAAAAUGUACUAUAUACAUUAUAUAUCUUUUAUGAUUAAAACCCCCGGAACAACAGCGCGUUAAAAUGGGUUUGCAUUUAAGCUGAAGGUCUGUGUUUUUGUGAGCAGAGAGUUCAUCAUGUGAUAAUAUCUUUAUCGCUAACAUCAGAAUAUUCUGCUCCGAUUGAACCUGAAGAAGCUCACGAGUGUAUUUCUGGUCAGAUGUGUUUGAGAUAUAAAGGACAGAUUGUUCUGUGGAUGCCUUGUUUCACGUCAGCACAAUCAAUUGCCAAAUGUCCUUGUAAAAUGACAUGAGUUUCAGUGUGACUCUGUGUCCUGUUGUAGUGGUGUUACUUUGGUCUGAAGGUGCUUUUCAAUGCAAAUCCAUUGUUACGGUCCAACAUAUGUAAAUUUUAUAGUUAAUGAAAAGAAUAUUGUUCCAAAUAUUUGUAAAAAUGAAGAGUAAAGUGUACCCAGAUUGUAUGUUAACUGCUAUAUUUUGUGCAUUCUUGAAUAAAUGGUUAAGAUUUAAU
Messenger RNA from Etheostoma cragini (Arkansas darter), 4796 nucleotides. RefSeq names its product transforming, acidic coiled-coil containing protein 1 (gene tacc1). Gene Ontology annotation, cellular component: cytoplasm. Gene Ontology annotation, biological process: cerebral cortex development; mitotic spindle organization; cell population proliferation. The record is from RefSeq and is a predicted model, not a curated record. The transcript has 13 exons. Lineage: Eukaryota; Metazoa; Chordata; Actinopteri; Perciformes; Percidae. The coding region runs from base 468 to 3152 and encodes 894 amino acids.